Messenger RNA from Cavenderia fasciculata, 2919 nucleotides. RefSeq lists its product as uncharacterized. NCBI's taxonomy places the organism in Eukaryota, Evosea, Eumycetozoa, Acytosteliales, Cavenderiaceae. Bases 1 to 2919 code for a protein of 972 amino acids. The record is from RefSeq and is a predicted model, not a curated record. The transcript has 4 exons.
AUGGUGUGCAAACAAUGGUUUAAACUUGUACAACCACACAUUACAAUAUAUUCAACUUAUUUUGGUGAUUUAAAUAUCUCACAUAAAGAAGAAGACAAAGAAUCAAUAGAAAAAUGCUACGGUAAGGAUCGUGACUAUAUUUCAACUUUUAUUUAUAAACAUACAAAAGAGUAUAAUACCGAUGAUCAUUUAUUGGAUUUACUCAGACAUACCACCACCAACUUGGAAUCAAUGAUACUCUACACAAACAAUCAACAAUUGAGAUCAUUGAACAAUUUCCAUACAUUGAAAUUAGAAUGGGACGUGUCGAGUUGGAUAGAAAUAGUUUGGAUGGUCUCGUACAACUAUCAUCACCUUUUUGAUAAAAUAUUAUUAUUAUCGUCCACUAAAAAUCAAACAAAUGUGGCGGCCAGCAAACUCGCCAAACAACAUUGGAACCAACUUUGUAACUCGAUUGCUACGCAUCAGAGUAUGAAAAUGUUAAUACUGGAUGGUGGAGGUUUUAACGAUCUAUCUGAAGAACUUGCAUCGCCAUUUGCAAAGAUGUUGAUUGAAAACAAAAGUAUUCAAAGUCUUUCAAUGGAAGCACCAUCCUUAAACACACCAUCGCUAUUUGAUGCACUUUCAACCAACCAAAACAUCAGACAAUUGGAGAUUUGUUUGACAGGUCCUAUCCAUCUUUAUGAGCAAAAUUACAAAUUGGUAUCUGACAUGCUUGCAAGAAACACAUCGAUCACUCAUUUUAGGUUGACUCGAGGAGUGAGCAUCAGUUACAACAUGUUUCAUGUAGGUGUACUUGCAUCAAAAUCACUUUUAAUACUUGAUGCUCAGCUAAGAUUGGGGACACUCAAUACAAUAUUGAAAAACAUUGCAACCAUAAAGUUAGGAUUUGGUCAAUCUCUGGAAAAUCAAACUUUUUAUGAUGCCUCUAGAGUUUUCGAACACUCUGACCUUUCUAAAACAAAAAACAUCAGAAUGCAAGACAUUAACAACAAAUGUUAUUUAACCGAUAAUCAUUUACCAAAUAGAAUUAUUUUAAAGAUUAUUGGGUAUAUUGGAGACAAUGUAGAUUUGGUGUGUCUAUUCUUUACUUGCAAAAGAUUCUUUAUCGAUAUUAGAGGACAGUACUCGAGUAGUCUUGCAUUCGACCUGUCAUCCUAUAUCAAAGAAUUUGCACAUGCAAGACCAACCAUAAAUCCUAUAACUGAACAAGUUAUCAAUACAUCACUAUACCUUCAAUCAUUUAAACAAUGGUUUAAUAAUUCAUUGUCAAAUCAACUUUACAUUACAUCAUUACCAUCAUCAUCAUCCUCUUCUAAUAAUAAUAAUAAUGAUAGUGUGAUUGAAAAGGUAGUUGUUGCAAUACCAGAAAAAGAAAUAGUCAAACAUUUAUCAAGAUAUAUCAAGGAGGGUAUACCAAAAAACACUCAAUCACUAUCAAUCUAUCCUUUAGAAAAGGUAUGGCCCAAUCAAGAUGAUGAUGAAGAAGAAGAAGAAGAGGAAGAUGAAGAUAUACCAUUUCAAUCUAUACCAACGGAAUUGUUACCUAAAGGAUUGGUUCGUUUGUCGUUGGACAAUGUAUUCAAGAUUGAUCAAGGUCAAUUACCUGAUACACUGACAGAACUAACAUUGUCAAACUUUGAAGGUUUAAAAUGUCUUCCUCGGUCGUUAAAGGUUUUGAAUAGUUCAUCUAUGAUUAAUCAAACCAUUGUAGAUCUUGGUAUGCUCGGAUUGGUCAAUACGUGUCUACAUACUAUCGAUCUUAGAUGUGAUGUAAUUGGUCUCGGAAACCCAAACAUAUUCCCAAACACAUUGACAUCACUCACAAUAUCUGUUGAAGAAAUCCCUUCACCUCUUCCAACACAUGAAUAUCUAUUCCCACCAACCCUCACCAAUCUUGGAUUGUUGGUAGAUUCUACCGAAAGAUUUAAAUUGAAUUUAGAAAAUUUGGUCCAACUCAACAAGCUAUCCAUCUCAUCACAAUGCACAACUUUGGAAUCAUCGGAUAUUCUACCACCAACAACAAGUGGCAAUCUAAAGAUUCUUACACCAAAUAUCAACUGUUAUCUAAUGCCUUCAUUCUAUGUUGGAGUAGAGAAAUUGUAUAUUUCAGCACAAUAUAUCGUCAAUCUACCACCAGGUACAUUGUCAAGUCUUAAAAGGUUGACAUUGUAUGGAUGCCAUGCGCCAAUACCAUCACACGUCUUUUCAUCACAGGUACUCGAGUCGGUAGAGUUAUUUUUUGGUGUAAACAGCACAGGACUGUUGGAACAGGGAUGUUUCCCUCCCAGUCUAACACGUCUAUACAUGUAUAGAUACCGAGGUCCCAUUGAACCUGCUUUUGUACCAUCGACUCUACGUAAGCUAUCAAUCGAUAAUUAUGAUGGAGCCACCAAGGACAUCGGGUAUCUCGAUCGAUUAGAUAAACUAGUGUGGUUUGGAACAAGCAACACCAACCCCGUUCCUCUAUUUGCACAAACUAUAAAGAGUGUCAAAUAUUCAUUUGUAAAUGGAUAUACUCUACCAACACUCAUUCCCAAAUUGGUCGAAACAUUUAGUUAUUGGGGAGCAGGUGAUAAAGACAAUAUUAUCUCAUCAAUCCAAUUUAAUGGAAAACAUUUAAACCCAAACCAAUCACUCCUUUUACCAAAUUCAUUGGUACGUUUGAAUAUCUCUUCAUCGGCAAAAGAUAUUAGAUUGGAUAGAAUCAUUUUAAAGAGCAAUGUACAAGAAAUUAGAUUUGACAUUGUUGGAGUAGAUUUCCUUUUAAAAAUUAGAAGAAUUGGAAAUGGUCAUGUAUUGUUAUUAGAAGGAGCUUCUCUAAUGGGAGGAUUCUAUAAUCUAAACAAUAAUAAUCCUCUCUAUUUCAAGUUUGAUCAUAAUGAUAAUCGUAAUAUUAGAAUAUCCUCUUCUCGUUAA